CCCACCCGCCCCGAUGAUGGAAAGGCGCACGUCUAGCGUCUGCGGGUUUGGAGAAGGAAGCAUCGUUGCGAACCACACACUCAAUCACUCAACCCUCCCUUUUUCUCCCACUUCAAAGCCAUUGACCGCUCAUGUGGAUAGCGAAACGGAUGGCGUCAACCAAUAUUGGGUCCUCGCCCGCUCUCACAUUCGAGCUUGUUGCUCGCUGCUCAACUACAAGAGCUCGCGCAUCCAUCCUGACGCUUCCCCAUGGCCCGGUUCACCUCCCCAUUUUCAUGCCCGUCGCGACGCAAGCCUCGCUCAAAGGCUUGACCCCCGAACAGCUCGAAGAAACCAGUUGUCGCCUGUGCCUCAACAACACCUACCAUCUCGGCUUGAAGCCUGGACAAGAUGUCCUCGACGCUGUCGGAGGCGCGCAUAAGCUCCAGGGAUGGAAGCAUAACAUUCUGACAGAUAGCGGAGGCUUCCAGAUGGUGAGCCUGCUCAAGCUGGCAAAAAUCACCGAAGAGGGCGUGCGCUUCCUCAGCCCCCACGACGGCUCGCCGAUGCUUCUCACUCCUGAGCACUCCAUGUCCCUGCAGAACUCGAUUGGGAGUGACAUAAUGAUGCAGCUCGACGACGUUCUCGUUACCACGUCCCCCGAUGCCGCCCGCAUGCGCGAAGCCAUGGAGCGCAGCGUAAGGUGGCUCGACCGCUGCAUUGCGGCGCACAAGAACCCCACGACACAAAACCUUUUCUGCAUCAUCCAGGGCGGCCUCGAUCUCGAAAUGCGACGAGAAUGCACACGGGAGAUGUUGGCGCGCGACACCCCCGGAAUUGCCAUAGGCGGGCUGAGUGGAGGUGAAGCCAAAGCGGAUUACUGCCGUGUCGUUGAGACUUGCACGGAACUGUUGCCCGACCUCAAGCCUCGCUACGUCAUGGGUAUUGGGUACCCCGAGGACUUGGUCGUAAGCGUCGCACUCGGAGCAGACAUGUUUGACUGCGUUUGGCCGACGAGGACGGCGCGGUUCGGCAACGCGAUCACCAAAAACGGCGUCAUUAAUAUUCGAAACUGGCGGUACGAGAACGAUUUUGGCCCCAUUGAGGAAGGAUGCGGCUGCCUGUGUUGUCGAAAGGGGGAAGGCAGCUUGGGCGUCACCCGAGCCUUCAUCAACCACAACGCCGGCAAGGAGACGGUGGCCGCCCACUUGCUAAGCAUACACAACGUGUGGUACCAGCUGAACUUGAUGAAGGACAUACGUCAAGCCGUGAUCGAGGACAGAUUCCCAGCCCUUAUCAGACGGUUCUUCGGUGAUCUGUACGACGAUGACAGGUCCAAAUACCCGGCUUGGGCUGUAGAGUCUCUGAAGAGAGUGGGGGUUGACUUAAUAAACGAGUAAACUCCUUUCCGCCGACUCACGAGAACUGAGUCCUUUCGCUGAGUUGGUUGUUGUUUCGAAACUGGUGAUCGAUGACGUGAGGAUGGCAUAAGCCGGUUUCUUGUUCGUUAUGCGCUUCGUCUGGCGAUGUUGCAUAUGAAGACAGAGGUAAUCUGACUGUAAUGAAUGAUCUGCGAACCCUCUUCAACUUGGAGACGUUGAUGACGGUUGACAUGUUGCUAGGACAGAGUUGGUCUCUGGCGGCUGUUGCCAUGAAUGAGAUGCCAUAGUUGGAAGCUGGCCUGAUGAUAACAGGUCUUUUCGUGGGUACCUCGCGCUUGCAUAGCAAACUGUGGCAAGUGAGCAGCCGGCAUUGACAUGUAUCAGUCCGGCUGCCAUUUCGAAUCACAUGAAUGCCACCAUGGGUUUGGAUGUUUGCCUUCAUUCGCGCUCCUCGCUUGGAGAAAGAGAUCUACUAGGCUCUCGAGAAUUACAGCCAGACUCGGAUGAUAAUUGAAGCGAGACUUUUCUUUUCUUUAUAAGGACUUUGUUAUAGACCGGUUUACAAAAUCUUAAAGUCAGG
This is a messenger RNA of Colletotrichum destructivum, 1941 nucleotides long. Its product is annotated as Putative tRNA-guanine(15) transglycosylase, tRNA-guanine transglycosylase. The coding region runs from base 132 to 1379 and encodes 415 amino acids. Gene Ontology annotation, molecular function: tRNA-guanosine(34) queuine transglycosylase activity. Lineage: Eukaryota; Fungi; Ascomycota; Sordariomycetes; Glomerellales; Glomerellaceae. Gene Ontology annotation, cellular component: cytosol. The transcript is spliced from 3 exons. The record is from RefSeq and is a predicted model, not a curated record.